AGACCUCCAUCCAGUCAUCGAUGAACGAAUUGUUCCAUACCCGGCCCCUCUCCCCUACCGUUGACUGUCAAGACGCAAACGGAACCUGUAGGAGUUAGUUGACGGCUGAAAGAUUUUUGUUCGCUUUGCUUGUAGCCGUAGAUUGCGCUUCCCUUCCGCACGCAAUGGACAAACUCAAGCGGGCGCUCGGCGCGCAGCCAGCAGAGGCCCAGAGUGAAGAAAACCUUUUCACCGAGUUGACCACCCUGUCGUGGAGCACGCGUAUCAAGGGCUUCACCAUAUGCUUCGUUUUAGGUUUCGUAUUCUCGAUCCUGGGUGUUGGUCUGCUCAUCCUGCCGACCGGAACGAGACUAUUUUGCCUCUUCUACACCUUGGGGAAUAUCAGCGCGAUCUUCGCGACGCUCUUUCUCAUGGGUCCAGUCAAUCAGUUCAAGAAGAUGUUCAAUUCGUCUCGUUGGAUUGCAUCGGUGAUGAUGAUCAGUUUUCUCAUCUUGACAAUGAUGGCUGGACUGUACUGGAAAAAGAGAGGCUUGACAAUUCUCUUCUGCAUGUGCCAGUUCUUGUCGAUGACCUGGUACUCGCUCAGUUAUAUUCCGUACGCUCGAGAAGCAGUGAAGAAAACCUUCUCGACAUGCAUUGAUGUCUAGUUCGCGCUGAUCGGGAGCUUGCGGUGCUCCUGGACUUCACGCGGAGCGACUCGACUGGGAAUGUUUUUUCGAGAUUUGCAUUCGGUCAGAAGCCAAAGAAAGAAAACAGUCAGCCGGGAAUCUCGAGCCGCUUCCUGUGGAGAACAUCGACGACCUCAUUCUGGGAACGGGAGAGAAAUGUAUAUACUAUUGAUUCGGGAACUCUUCGUUAAACACAUUGUAUCCAUGAACGUCUCAUAUUGGAUGGAGGAUAAUCAUUGCACAUGUUGCAGUCCACAGUCGCGUUACGGCGUAAGUGAUGAAAAAGUGACCUGAAUUUCCGUGUAUAAAAUAAGAAAGAAGCGAGGAAUAAUAAAGUUUCCGCCCGACGGUCUUUGAAAUUGU
Galendromus occidentalis (western predatory mite) is the source of this 1031-nucleotide messenger RNA. Its product is annotated as vesicle transport protein SFT2A. Gene Ontology annotation, biological process: vesicle-mediated transport. NCBI's taxonomy places the organism in Eukaryota, Metazoa, Arthropoda, Arachnida, Mesostigmata, Phytoseiidae. Bases 165 to 647 code for a protein of 160 amino acids. The transcript has 3 exons. The record is from RefSeq and is a predicted model, not a curated record. Gene Ontology annotation, cellular component: membrane.